Molecule: messenger RNA, 489 nt
Organism: Leptidea sinapis
Lineage: Eukaryota; Metazoa; Arthropoda; Insecta; Lepidoptera; Pieridae
Exons: 2
Coding region: 117-428 (103 amino acids)
Source: RefSeq, a predicted model, not a curated record
GAUAGUGGAAAAUUUGUAAUAAAUUAAUUGCUUAUUGUUUUGUUAGGCAUUCAAAAUUGCGAGUUAUAUAAAACUGAAGUUUAUUUUAGCUCCAAUAUUUAGAAUUCAUCAUUGUAAUGGCGUCAACGAAAUUAAAAGGUAAACCUAGAAACAAAUCUGAUCCGUGCCCAUGGCUUUGUAACAUGGUCCCGGUGAACGUGCCUGGUCCAGGAGCAGCCCAAGCCAUGCUUCAUCCCAGGAAAGAUGUGUUUGUACUUAAAGUGGCAAAAGUUGGAGCGAAUGGUGAUAGGCGCUGUAAAAUGGAACUAGAAUUAGUGACUCCGAAAGGUCCGGAAAGGAAACCUCCAGGUCGUUGUGACACAAGGGAAGCCCAAUGUGAACCAGAAUGUGAUUGCUGCUGUGCGCGAAAAUUAAAGAAGAAAAAAUAAGCAUGCUUCAUCGACAACUAUACAAUUAUAUUUAUCAUAAAUAAAGCACAUCUUAAAUUGA